AUGAAUAAUUAGAAUGAAACUAAAAUAAAACAAAUAGGUGAUUACGUUUUUGAUUUUAAUAAAGAAAUAGGAUCUGGAUAUUCUUCAAAAGUAUAUUUGGGAGAAAAUUUAAAAACUCAAUAAAUAGUGGCAAUAAAAGUUAUUAGUUCUCAAACAUAUACGUCUCCAAUCUAAAAAUCUUUGUUAAAAAAUGAAAUCUCUAUUCUGCUUAGAAUAGAUCAUCCACAUUUAAUGAAAGUUUUUGAAGUUAGUUAAAGUGCUAAUAAUACAUAUAUAGUAACUGAAUUUUGUAAUGGAGGAACCUUGGAACGAUAGAUGUAAACAAAUGAAUUGGCUAUCCCUAAAGUAUUCUCAAUUCUAAAAUAAAUCUCGUUAGGAAUACAAGCUUUACAUAAUAAAAGUAGUAACGAAGAAUUAUACUUUAGAAAUCAUUCAUAGAGACCUGAAACCUGCAAAUAUACUAAUCCAUUAGAAUGUGUACAAAUUAGCUGACUUUGGAUUUGCUCUGAUUGAGGAUCAAAUUGAAAGCAUUAUAAAAAGAUUCAAUGUUGGCACUCCAUUAUACAUGGCUCCUGAAAUACUAUUGAAGAAUCAAUACUCUGAAAAGAGUGACAUAUGGGCUUUAGGAAUCAUGACUUAUGAAUUGAUUUUUAAAAGUAUUCCUCCUUAUAAAACUGAUAUUAAAGUUUUCCAUAAUGAUAUACUUAAGAAAUGUCAAAAUUUAGAUCAUUAAUAUCAAAGUAUAGUCAAAUAAUUGCUAUUUGGUAUGUUAUAAAUAGAACCAAAUAAUAGGGAGAAUAUUAAUUAGAUUCUAACAUAUAUAUAAUAAGAAAAAGAAUAAAUUGCUUCUCCAAGAAUUUAAUAACAAUUUAUGAAAGUAUCUCAUAAUUGUAUUCAAUCAAAUCUUAGUUCUCCAUUAUCUUCACCAAAAUAAUAAUAUCCUCUUGAAAAUAACAAGUAAAAGUACUAAAAAAAGAUUUAAUCUCAUACAAAAGCAUAAACCUUUGAUUCAUUAAAAAUUUUGAGUUUAAAUAAAUUUUAAGAUGUUAAAACCAAGAUUAAUUCUGUAUCUGAUUUCAAUACAAUAGAAGAUCAACCUAAGAUACUUUCUCAUACUAAAAAUAAGAAUAAUCAUGAAAUAUUAUUUUAAUAAUCAACUGAAUGUUCUUUUUAAACAACUAAUAAUAAUAGCAUACAAAAAAGUAUAAGAUUAAAAAUGUAAUAAUCUUAAUUACCUGCAAUAGUUUUACCAACAUUUUAUUUUUGUGUAUUUUUAGAAAAUCUAAUUAAAACUAUGGAUUGUUCAACUGAACAGAAACAAUAAUGUAAUUUUUUAUUAAGGAAAUUGUUGGCAAUCAAAGCAAAAGCAUUUUAAUCAUUUGCCCCAUAAACAAUAAAAGAAUAAUUAUCUUAAUGGAUUAAUUAAUUUAGUGUUUACUAUGAAAAGAUAGAACAUACUCUCAAUUUUACCUUAGAUAACACAUUUUAAAUCUUUUUUAAUUCUUAAUUGGAAGAUUAGGGUAAAUUGUUGAGUAUGUAUUUGGUUAGUUUAUUAAGUUAAAUAAUUUUAAAAGAAUAAAAUACACAAUUAGAAACUUUGAUUGAUAUAUUAUAAGAAAAUGUGAAACAUCAAAAUGACCCUUUUUUAUUUGCUAGAAAAUGGGCACAUAAUCAAUUACCAUGA
Messenger RNA from Paramecium pentaurelia, 1684 nucleotides. NCBI's taxonomy places the organism in Eukaryota, Ciliophora, Oligohymenophorea, Peniculida, Parameciidae. The record is from the annotation of a GenBank genome assembly.